Messenger RNA from Monopterus albus (swamp eel), 1973 nucleotides. It is a transcript of the gene eif2s3, whose product is annotated as eukaryotic translation initiation factor 2, subunit 3 gamma. Gene Ontology annotation, cellular component: eukaryotic translation initiation factor 2 complex; cytosol. The transcript has 12 exons. The record is from RefSeq and is a predicted model, not a curated record. Lineage: Eukaryota; Metazoa; Chordata; Actinopteri; Synbranchiformes; Synbranchidae. Gene Ontology annotation, molecular function: GTP binding; translation initiation factor activity; tRNA binding. Bases 115 to 1608 code for a protein of 497 amino acids. Gene Ontology annotation, biological process: formation of translation preinitiation complex.
GAAUUACAAAUCGAGAGCAUAUUAAUGCCAAACAUCUUGUACUAAACACAUACGAUUCAUUACUAGACUAAAUGAGCAAUAAAUCACACUUGAUUUAAUAAUAGUUCUUCGAAGAUGGUAACGGCAGGUUUUAUCUUUUGGUCAGGCAUUAGCCAGAGCCUCCCCCUCGUUAUUCUCUUUCGAUUCAAGAUGGCGGGUGAUGAGUCGGGAACUACGCUUGGUCAGCCUCAUUUGGCCAAACAAGAUCUUAGUUCUCUAGAUGUGUCCACUCUGACACCUCUCUCACCAGAGAUCAUUAGCAGACAGGCCACAAUCAACAUAGGCACCAUUGGUCACGUGGCCCAUGGGAAGUCAACAGUGGUGAAGGCCAUUUCUGGUGUGCACACCGUUAGAUUUAAGAAUGAGUUGGAGAGGAACAUUACUAUCAAACUGGGAUAUGCUAAUGCUAAGAUCUAUAAACUGGAUGACCCCAGCUGUCCCAGGCCAGAGUGCUACAGGUCAUGUGGCAGCAGCACCCCUGAUGAGUUUCCCACAGACAUCCCCAGCACCAAGGGCAACUUCAAACUGGUCAGACACGUGUCAUUCGUGGACUGUCCUGGUCAUGACAUUUUGAUGGCAACCAUGUUGAACGGAGCAGCUGUGAUGGAUGCUGCCCUCCUGCUGAUUGCGGGUAACGAGUCGUGUCCUCAGCCCCAGACGUCAGAGCAUCUGGCAGCCAUAGAAAUUAUGAAGCUGAAGCACAUUCUCAUUCUCCAGAACAAGAUCGACCUGGUGAAGGAGAGCCAGGCCAAAGAGCAAUAUGAACAGAUCCUUGCCUUUGUACAGGGCACAGUGGCAGAGGGCGCUCCCAUCAUUCCUAUCUCAGCCCAGCUGAAGUACAACAUUGAGGUGGUUUGUGAAUACAUUGUCAAAAAGAUCCCAGUUCCCCUCAGAGACUUCACUUCAGAGCCCAGACUCAUCGUCAUCAGAUCGUUUGACGUGAACAAGCCUGGCUGUGAAGUCGAUGACCUGAAGGGAGGCGUGGCAGGAGGAAGCAUCCUGAAGGGUGUGCUGAAGGUGGGUCAGGAGAUCGAGGUGCGCCCAGGUAUCGUGUCCAAGGACCAGGAAGGCAAACUGAUGUGCAAACCCAUCUUCUCAAAGAUCGUGUCUCUGUUUGCUGAGCACAACGACCUGCAGUACGCUGCGCCCGGAGGCCUCAUUGGUGUGGGCACUAAGAUCGACCCAACACUGUGCCGUGCGGAUCGUAUGGUCGGUCAGGUGCUGGGCGCCGUCGGAGCGCUGCCAGAGAUAUUCACCGAGCUGGAGAUCUCCUAUUUCCUGCUCAGGAGGCUGCUGGGAGUCCGCACAGAGGGAGACAAGAAGGCAGCUAAGGUCCAGAAACUGUCUAAGAACGAGGUGCUGAUGGUGAACAUUGGCUCGCUGUCCACAGGCGGCCGCGUCAGCGCUGUCAAGGCUGACCUGGCAAAGAUUGUCCUCACCAACCCUGUGUGUACAGAGGUCGGAGAGAAGAUCGCUCUGAGUCGGCGUGUGGAGAAGCACUGGCGUCUGAUUGGUUGGGGACAGAUCAGAAGGGGCGUGACCAUCACACCCACUGUGGACGAUGACUGAUGAGGAGGAAAUGGGACAUCGCCUUGAAGCUCCCAACAGACAACACAACCACCACACUCUACUUGGCCUUUGUUCACAAUGCUUUUAUACUAGGAGGAAGGAGGGGAACAGAACAGGACAUGUCCGUGGUUUAAAGAUGCCUCCUCGCACUGCACUGCACUGCACUGCUCUGUUUCUCUGCAGCGACACAAGAUUAGUCUUUGUGAAGGAGGGAAGAAGGUGUCUUCAGACUGUCAGAACACUCCUGCAGAGGAUGUCCUCCAGCAACUGCUGUCAGAGUGAAUCACAGGUUUUAUUCAGUACCAGGAUCAUCCUGUGCUGUUCACAAAUUUCAGUCACAUCUAAUAAAAUAUAUUUGGAACCUA